This is a messenger RNA of Lottia gigantea (owl limpet), 2232 nucleotides long. RefSeq lists its product as hypothetical. The coding region runs from base 1 to 2232 and encodes 743 amino acids. Gene Ontology annotation, molecular function: translation repressor activity; protein binding; zinc ion binding. Lineage: Eukaryota; Metazoa; Mollusca; Gastropoda; Lottiidae. Gene Ontology annotation, biological process: negative regulation of translation. The transcript has a single exon. The record is from RefSeq and is a predicted model, not a curated record.
AUGGCCUCCCCCACUCCUUCCCAGAGUGAUACCCUAACGACGGCAUCUAAUUCUUCAGAUAGUGAAAUGGAGUCUGCUAACAUGAAUACAAGAUGCAACUUAUGUACCGAGACUUUUACGAUACCAAAGGUUCUCAGCUGUUUCCACACAUAUUGUCAGCCAUGUUUAGAGAAAUCUCAAGAAUGCACAGAGAAAAUAACGUGCCCCGAUUGCCAGUUUGAUACGAUAUUGGGUGCAGAUGGAUUAAUGGGUCUGAAACCAGAUUACGCAGUAAGCAACAUAUUAGAGUCCAACGCUUUAGAAAGUAGUGCCUUAAAUUGUACUGGAUGUAAAAGCAAAGAAACAAAUGCCGUGGCUCGUUGCUUCGAUUGUGCCAAUUUUUUAUGUGCAAAUUGUGUAAUGGCACAUCAGUUUAUGCACUGUUUCGAGGGUCACAGAGUGCUAAGUUUGGGCGACCUUCAAAUGAACAAAGACGAACCAAAAUCAGACAAACAGGUUAACUGUCCACGCCAUAGAAAUGAUAUCCUGAAAUUUUUCUGCAAAACCUGCUCACAGCCAAUUUGCAAAGAAUGUACAGUUUUCGAUCACGGAAGAGGUCAUGAAUGUCAAUUUUUGAUGGAUGUUGCUCAUCGUCAGGUGGAUAUGAUGCGCCAUCUAGAAGCGGAAGCAAGGUCUAAAAUCAACGAUUUACGACUAUCAGCUAAAGGGAUUGAAAUGUUAUCCACCACAUUACAAUCUCAAUAUACAAAGGCUCAAGAUGAUAUCAAUGACACCUAUAACUUCUACAGGGCCAUGUUAGAAGAACGCAAACAAGAUUCACUGAAAGAGCUCGAUCAAGCUUUCAACACAAAGCAGGUUGGAAUCAGCACCUUGGCUCAGAAGAUCACAGAAUCAGUAGAGAAGUUGUACCUUGGCAGUGAAUUCGUGGACAAACUGAUCAAACAUGCCUCGCUUACUGAAGCACUCUUGUUGAAAAACUUUAUCGAACAACGCUUUCAGAAUAUGUUCAACUAUCUACCAGAUCUGAACAAAGAGAAUUAUUUUGAAUUGGAAUUUGUAUCAAACUUCCAAGCUAUUCAAACUGGUGUCAGAAACACAUUUGGUUACAUUCGUCAGGGUAACGAGAUUCAAAAUGGUGGCGGACCCAAACCACAACCAAUCGCACGACCAAAUGGUUACGUAUCAACUUCCAACUUAUCCAAUGGUCACAUCUUUGAUCCUAAUUGCCUUACUAAAGAUUUCGGAUCUUCCAGUUUGAUAUUUCCACCAAAUGACACCAAUCAGUAUGAGAAAUGGUCCAGUGGUUUGGAUAUUCUGCAGAAUGGAAUUGAUGUCUUCUCUCCUCCACCAGAUGCUAUGGGAGAUUUGACUUCAAAAUUAAUCAGCUCCAGCCUAUAUCCACCGAAGUCUCAAAUACGGCGCCAAAAGAUGAUCUACCAUUGCCGAUUUGGAGAGUUUGGCGUUCUUGAAGGACAGUUCACAGAGCCCAGUGGAGUUGCUGUUAAUGCCCAAAAUGACAUCAUAGUUGCUGACACCAAUAAUCAUCGAAUUCAGAUCUUUGAUAAAGAAGGUAGAUUUAAAUUCCAAUUCGGAGAAUGCGGAAAGAGAGAUGGACAACUUUUGUAUCCAAAUCGAGUCUCUGUUGUCAAAGCGUCAGGUGAUAUUAUUGUCACGGAGAGAAGUCCAACACACCAAAUACAGAUCUACAACCAAUAUGGUCAGUUUGUCAGAAAAUUUGGUGCCAAUGUCUUGCAGCAUCCUCGAGGAGUAACUGUUGACAACAAGGGAAGAAUUAUCAUUGUGGAAUGUAAAGUCAUGAGAGUGAUCAUAUUUGAUCAAUAUGGUAACGUCCUAAACAAGUUUGGCUGCUCAAAACAUCUUCAAUUCCCUAACAGCGUGGUGGUCAACGAUAAGGAAGAAAUCUUUAUUAGUGAUAAUAGAGCUCACUGCGUCAAAGUCUUCAACUAUCAGGGUCUGUACCUUCGACAGAUUGGUGGAGAGGGUGUGACUAAUUACCCAAUUGGGGUCGGUAUAAACAGCGCAGGAGAAGUGCUUGUAGCAGAUAACCACAACAAUUUUAACUUGACCAAUUUUACUCAAGAUGGACAAUUAAUUAAUGCCCUUGAAAGUAAAGUUAAACAUGCCCAGUGUUUUGAUGUGGCUUUGAUGGAUGAUGGUUCCGUAGUUCUGGCCAGUAAAGAUUACAAACUUUAUAUUUAUAAAUAUAUGUAA